This is a messenger RNA of Solanum verrucosum, 2073 nucleotides long. RefSeq names its product PHD finger protein MALE MEIOCYTE DEATH 1-like. The record is from RefSeq and is a predicted model, not a curated record. The coding region runs from base 16 to 2073 and encodes 685 amino acids. NCBI's taxonomy places the organism in Eukaryota, Viridiplantae, Streptophyta, Magnoliopsida, Solanales, Solanaceae. The transcript has 3 exons.
UUUUUGAAGAGCUAAAUGAAAAUGACUACAGAGAAGAAGAAGGGAGUGUCGAAUUUCUAUGAGUUUCAUAGUUUUCUUGAUCCGGGAUGUCCAAUUAUGCCAAUGGGUCCAUUUCGUGAUAAUAUUCGGUAUUUUCUUCAGGAAUGUGCUGAGGUUGAGGAGUAUACAAUUGAAGGAAUGCCAAUUUGGUGUACGUUUCUGGUGCAUAAGAUUAAAGGUGUGCUGAUUCCUCUUUACACCAUUGAAGAGAAUGUGAAGAGCUCUGUUAGAACUUUCUGUGAUCACUGUCGAUGUGCUGGUUGGAGUCAUCAUCUUGUUUCGAAGAGGAAGUACCAUUUGAUUAUACCAGCUGAUAGUGAAUGGAAAAAUCAUCUUGAUGAUGGUGUUUUUGAUGAUCAAACUCACAUUUUGCAUGGUUUAAUUCAUUCUAAUGGAUUUGGGCAUUUGAUUUCACUUAAUGGAAUUGAAGGUGGAUCGAAAUAUCUCUGUGGCCGUGAAGUAAUGGAUCUCUGGGAUCGUAUUUGCACGAGUUUUCGAGCUCGGAAAAUCACUGUGGAAGAUGUAUCCAGGAAGCAUAUGAUGGAUUUGCGCUUGUUGUAUGGGGUUGCUUACGGGCAUACGUGGUUUGGCCGGUGGGGUUACAAGUUUAGCCAUGGAAGUUUUGGGAUAAUGGAACACCACUAUGAAAAAGCUAUUGAAAUGCUAAGCUCAAUUGAGCUUGAUCAGGUGAUUGAUGAUUUCAGAUACAUCAGUAGAUCCAAUGUUAUGAAGCAGGUGAUUGCUUGUUAUAGAGGUUUGAGCAACACUCCUUUGAUCACGGUCCGUGACCUCUUCAGGUUCAUCCUUGCUGUCAAGUCCUGCAAUUCAGUUAAGGAGAAGCCAAAUGUUGCUGCUCCUGUUGUACGAGCCUGUUCUUCACGAUACUUGAUGAGAAAUGCUGCACCAAACAAGUCUGUGGGGAUGGAAAAAUCAGUGAGGUACAGAAAGUUUUCGAAUGUUGCAGCAUCUCUUGACAGUAGAUGGCCAGUGAGGAGACUUGAGUUCACUGCAGAUGUGAUUGUUGAGGCAUUGAGAGAAAAGAGAGAAGCAAUCAGAUCUGGAAGUUGUGGGAUGAGUAGGCAAGAGGCGCGGGAUGCUGCUCGUCUCCACAUUGGAGAUACAGGAUUGAUUGACUAUGUGCUGAAAUCAAUGAAUAAUGUGAUUAUUGGAGGCUAUGUAGUUCGUCGUGCAGUGAACCGAGCCACGAGGGUGUUGGAGUACACGAUUCAGGAACUUCGGAAUUGUGAUCAGCCUGAACAAGAAAAGCUCCCCGAGCCAUUUCAGGACUCUGCUGUUAUUCCUGCAGCUGAUGCGUACACUGAUGUUUUAUGCUUGUAUAAUAAUCUUCUUCUGAGCUUCGCGGAAUCUGAUGAGUUAAGCCUGGCUGUUAGGAUAGUAUCAGACAGCAAGCAAUUUUUGAAGGAAUGGCCAUUUAGUGAUGAUCCAGAUGACAGCUUAUUGAGGUUCAUUUGUUGCAUUUUGCCAAAUUCUAAUGGUUUGGAAGCUGUAUUUACAAAGGGAUAUCCCCCAGGAGAGGUGGUUGAAGUUCCGCUACACUCAACAAUUGGUGAUCUAAAGAUAGCAGUUGAGUCUGCAAUGAGGGACACUUACUGCAUUAUGGACAAUUUGAUGAUAACAGAUAUUGCAGGGAUGGAGCAACUGGAAGAUUAUGAAGUGCUCUUUGGCAUCGUCCAGUCUGGCUCAGAACUUUGGGUGAGGGGUUUCGGGUUGGAUUUGGACAGUGAGUUGAAAAAUGAAGGAGGGUCUGAUAACUGGACAGUGAACUGUAGGUGUGGUGCUCGGGAUGAUGAUGGUGAAAGGAUGGUUUCAUGUGAUAUAUGUGAGAUAUGGCAGCAUACUCGGUGCUGUGGCAUCGAAGAUUCUGAGGUUGUGCCACCGUUGUUUGUGUGUGAGGCUUGCUGCACUUCACUUGCACCACCCAGAGCACAGAACAGCUUUGAGUUUGGUCAUUAUGGGACUGCUGCAGCACUAGUGCCUUGUGCUUCUCACUUUGGCUUGGACCUGAUAUACUGA